AUGGUUAGAACAAGAGGUUUACCUCGUGCCUUAGGUAGUGGUACAGGCAGAGGCAUGGGUCAGGAUGAGCAUGAUGAUGAUGUUCCCAGGCAUCGUAGGCCUACCGCUUCUGCCCGUAGGCAACGGGUUCAGGUUGAUGUCGCUGAGGAAGUUCCUCAGGUGACUAAGGAUGUUCCUCCUCAGGUGACUGAGGAUGUUCCUGAUGUGAUUGCAGAUGUUCCUCAUGUGGACGAGGACAUUCCAACUGCAGAUGUAGAUGUUGCGGACGUAGUUGCUGAUGGUGCUGAGGGAUCACCUGCUGAGCAUGGCAAGGGAUUCCCUGGUGGGCCACAUGACACAUCAUUGCUGACAUCAUUUGUUGACCAUGUGGAACGACAUGAGUUGAAGGUGGUCUCCCACGGUAGGAAAGUAGAUAAAUUUGGGAGUUCAGCGCCUGAGAUUGAAGGCCUAGUUGCCGGCACCAGAUUAAGUUCAUUGAUUGGGUGUUCUAUGGUCACCGGCGAUCCUGAACUUAUAUAUGCAUUUGUGGAGAGGUGA
This is a messenger RNA of Glycine soja, 537 nucleotides long. RefSeq lists its product as uncharacterized. The coding region runs from base 1 to 537 and encodes 178 amino acids. The transcript is spliced from 2 exons. Lineage: Eukaryota; Viridiplantae; Streptophyta; Magnoliopsida; Fabales; Fabaceae. The record is from RefSeq and is a predicted model, not a curated record.